AUGGCACUCUCACAGCUCACCUCUCACUGCAGCUGACAGCGAGGCAGGAAAACAAGACGCUCUGACCUUUUAACAGAGGAAAUUUACUCGUCUUCCAGGGGAAGAUCUGCUGGUUUUGGACUCAGAGACAGAGGACCUCUUCAGAAUCACUUGUUGGGGAUUUUGCGAUGACAAUGCCGGUGGUCAAAGUGGAGAAAGAAUCUCCGGCGGACUCCGGGUUGCCGUCCUCUAACCCUUCUCCGCAAACGGAGGAUCAGCAGCCGCGCGGCAGGAGGAGGAAGAGACCUCUGCAGAGGGGGAAACCGCCGUACAGCUACAUCGCUCUCAUCUCCAUGGCCAUCGCCAACUCCCCCGACCGCAAGCUGACGCUGGGGGGGAUCUACAAGUUCAUCACCGAGCGGUUCCCCUUCUACAGAGACAACUCCAAGAAGUGGCAGAACUCCAUCCGCCACAACCUGACGCUGAACGACUGCUUCAUCAAGAUCCCGCGGGAACCCGGGCGACCCGGGAAGGGCAACUACUGGGCACUGGACCCCAACGCGGAGGACAUGUUUGAGAGCGGCAGCUUCCUGAGGCGCAGGAAGAGGUUCAAGCGCUGCGACCUCAGCACCUACGCCGCGUAUGUUCACGAGACGCCGGUUUUCUCCCCGGUCCAGAUCACCAGGUCAGCAGCGUACUCCGGUUCUGUGUACCCCAAUAUGGCAGUGAACCCUGCGUACGGCCAGCAGCUGCCCUCCGCCGCCUACUACCCCUCAUCAUCGCCGCCUGGGUUCGCACACAGCCAAACCCGCAUGUUUAGCAUCAAUAACAUCAUCGGACAUCCGGCGUCAGCCGGCAUGCUGGCGGGUCAGGGUGCGGAGAUGAUGCAGCAGCCGGGCCGCAGCUUCAGUCCGGAGGGGCUGCCGAACGGGUCAGCCGCCUGCAGCUUGGGAACACCGGGGUUCCAGGGUCAGCCAUGCGGGGGAGCGGUGCCGCCCCGCUCCGCAACACACCCCGGGUUCACCUACUCCGGCCCAAAUGGCCACCCGCACCACCACGCCCACCAGGGCUCCUACGGACAGGGUCACAGCCCGGGUUACGCUUCGGCAGGCAGGAUCCACGCCGCGGCCCACGGCUCUGCAGAGACAGUGGACCAUUACGGCCGGGCCUCUCCAGUGCAGCUCGGCUCCUUCUCCCAGUACAACAGCGCGGCGGCAGGUGCAGUUACCAACAGCGGGAGCUACCUGAGACACCCGUCGUAUCCAGGGACGAUGGACCGGUUUGUUCCCGCGAUCUGAGCCGUGAACCUCAACGUUGGCUCCAAUCAGAAAGUGACAUUCAAGCGCACAAACAUGACUUGUUUUCUCUGAACUGAGCAGACUGAGAUGAUAAAUGUGAUUUUUUUUCUUGCUUUUAUUUUAAAAGCCCAUCUUCUCAUUCUGUAAGUUUUCACUCAAAUGUACCUUUUUUCCCCCUUUUUUUUGUCACAAUGUGAACGGAUAAAACACCCACAAGCCUGCUGAGCUUCAAAAACAGAAUUUGUUAAGUUCAUAUAAAUUAUUGUGCUUCAUGGUUACUGGCUUUACACUAACAGGUUUGUUUUCAGAGGAUUAAUUGUAGAAAGAAAGUGUGCAUGUCACUUUUUUUGUUUUGUUUUUUUAAACAAAAAUGUAUAUUUUGUUUGCUUUUUGUAAAUAAAUUGA
Messenger RNA from Poecilia reticulata (guppy), 1682 nucleotides. It is a transcript of the gene foxe1, whose product is annotated as forkhead box E1. NCBI's taxonomy places the organism in Eukaryota, Metazoa, Chordata, Actinopteri, Cyprinodontiformes, Poeciliidae. Gene Ontology annotation, molecular function: RNA polymerase II cis-regulatory region sequence-specific DNA binding; DNA-binding transcription factor activity, RNA polymerase II-specific. The record is from RefSeq and is a predicted model, not a curated record. Gene Ontology annotation, biological process: regulation of transcription by RNA polymerase II; anatomical structure morphogenesis; cell differentiation.